Molecule: messenger RNA, 225 nt
Organism: Colletotrichum truncatum
Lineage: Eukaryota; Fungi; Ascomycota; Sordariomycetes; Glomerellales; Glomerellaceae
Source: RefSeq, a predicted model, not a curated record
AUGCCCGGCAAUUCCCACCAAAACGGACGACUUCAGCAUUCCUUCAAAAUGCUGUUUGUUUACGUUCAACUUACACUUGUACAGGUGGAAAGGCAUGCUCUUAUUUCGAUCAGAAUCUUCCAUGCUGGAAGCAUCAGAAAGUUACCCCAGAAAUCUUGCAAAGUAUUGAAGCAUUACGAACAGAGGUACUACAGUAUGAUCUCAAACGGAAAGCAGUUUCCAUAA